This is a messenger RNA of Penicillium subrubescens, 3182 nucleotides long. Its product is annotated as SPX and EXS domain-containing protein. Gene Ontology annotation, biological process: phosphate ion transport; cellular response to phosphate starvation. Gene Ontology annotation, molecular function: inositol hexakisphosphate binding. The coding region runs from base 125 to 3112 and encodes 995 amino acids. The transcript is spliced from 7 exons. The record is from RefSeq and is a predicted model, not a curated record. Gene Ontology annotation, cellular component: plasma membrane; cytoplasm; Golgi apparatus. NCBI's taxonomy places the organism in Eukaryota, Fungi, Ascomycota, Eurotiomycetes, Eurotiales, Aspergillaceae.
AUUUCGUUUGGGAUUCUUGUGCAAUCUUUGCACCUUCAUAUUUAUUCCCAUUCGAAUACUCGGCUCCCGCAUUCCCCCCUCCAACCACCACUAGGUAUGCCAUGACAGUCGUUUCUUGGCCAGGAUGAAGUUCGCCAAAGAGCUGGAAAAGGAGCUGGUGCCGGAAUGGAGGGUGAUGUAUUUUGAUUAUAAGACUGGCAAGAAGAAGAUCAAGGCCAUCACGCGAGCCCUCCGGACGGCAAAUCGAACACCAGGACUCUCAGCUCGAUCCCAACCUAUGCGAUACCCAUCCGCGUCUUCCCAUAUUUCGGCAUAUGAAUUCGAUCAGGACCACCCAUCGAAUCGACCCAUCCAGACAACCGAGAGCCAGCCAUUGCAAACACCUGGGUCGCGAUUCUCGGGACCUAUAGGUAGUUACGGGAGCAUUGUCGCCUCCCCGCGCCCAUACACUGAAAGCCCGGACAUCAGGUCUCUCAGGCUGCCGGAUCCUGCUAUCGACCCGAACCAGGACUAUGUACAACCGAGCGAGAAUCUAGGCCCAACAGGACCCAAGAACUCAUCACCAAUCUUGACGCGACGGGUCACCUCUGCUCCGCCAGAAUCCAGCUUGACCAAAGUCCCGACUAGUCACAAUUCUCCGCUUCAUCGCGAGACUACCCUAGAGGAUUCGGGAAUACCGCCUGAGGCGUUGGGAGUUUCUCCCAACACGCCUGGGGUGAAUCGCACUCCACAAUUCAUUCGGCGUGUUUUUUCCUAUGCCGAGGAUCCUUCACCCGCGGACUCGCGCCGAGAGGUCGAGAAACGCCGUAGUGAGUUUUUCACUUGGCUGGAUGACGAGCUGAAGAAGAUCGACGAUUUCUAUCGUAAGAAAGAGGAAGAGGCCAAGGAGCGAUACGAUAUCCUGCAUCAUCAACUCCAUGUUAUGUCUCGAAAUCGCCAGGGAGAAAUGAAGGAUGCUAAGAAAUCUGCCGAGGAAAAUGGCCAUGACACACCACCUCGACCGAAACGGCUCGCCGUGUUGAAUGCUGCCCACUUGAAAGAUACACUGAAAGAAACGCUCACGGGAAAGGCACUCCGAUUUGGUAAGAACUCUGAGUCUUUGGCCCAGAUGGAGACGCCCGGCAUUCGGCCAAGGGAUCGCGAAUUCAUGUUCGAUCGAAGGGAACACAUGCAUCAUACAGAUUCCCCUACAAAGGACCCCGGAUAUCGGACCGCUAAACAUCAGCUCAAGGUUGCCAUGCAGGAGUUUUAUCGUGGAAUUGACCUGUUGCGAGGCUACGCCAACUUGAACCAAACGGCCUUUCGAAAAAUCAACAAGAAGUAUGACAAGGCUGUCAAUGCGGAGAAGCCCCUGGAGUAUAUGACGGAGCGGGUCAACAAAUCAUACUUUGUCAAGAGUGGAGAAACAGCAGAGAUGAUGCGAAAGGUGGAAGAUUGGUAUGGGCGAUAUUUCGAGGCUGGUAACACCAAAAUUGCCGCCACGAAACUCCGCAGCGCAACGCAGAAGCCCGGAGAUUUCUCUCCCAAUACGUUUCGAGCGGGUCUUUUUCUCAUGGCGGGAAUUCUAUUUUCCGCCCAGGCACUGGUUCAUGCGUCAAAUCAUUUGUUACACGGUGAUCUCACUCUCCAGGUACAUACAAGUUACUUGCUACAGGUGUACGGUGGAUACUUUAUGAUCUCCUUUCAUGUAUUGCUCUUUUGCCUGGCUUGCAUGAUUUGGACCAAGUCAAAGGUCAACUAUAGAUUCAUUUUUGAAUAUAAUACCCGGCACACUCUGGAGUGGCGCCAAUUGCUGGAGGUGUCGUGUUUUUUUAUUUUUCUUCUGGGAUUAUUUAUGUGGCUUAAUUUCUCAUGGGUUAAUGAGAUGUACAUAUACUGGCCCGUGGUGCUUAUUGGCCUGUCCGUUUUCAUCAUCUUUCUACCAGCACCGGUGUUGUACCAUCAGAGUCGGAAAUGGUGGGCUGCCACGAAUUGGCGCCUGUUGUGCUCUGGGUUGUAUAAGACGGUCGAGUUCCGUGACUUCUUCCUCGGCGAUAUGUAUUGCUCCCACACCUACGCUAUGGGGAACAUCGAACUCUUUUUCUGCUUGUACAUCACGUACUGGCACGACCCGGUCAAGUGCAAUUCAUCACACUCCCGGGUAAUGGGUGUAUUUACCUGUCUACCGUCAUUCUGGCGUGCCUGCCAAUGCGUUCGUCGUUAUGCCAAUGACAAGAAGAACAAGAAACUUUCGUUUCCACAGGAUGCAUUCCCGCAUCUGUUCAACUUGGCCAAGUACCUCUGCGGUAUUGGCUACUACAUGACUCUGAGCAUGUGGCGCAUCAACAGGUACACGCGAUUCGAAGCGCCGUUCCUCACUUUUGCUCUCCUGAAUUCUCUUUACACCUGCAUUUGGGAUGUGGUCAUGGAUUGGAGUCUGGGUAACCCCUACGCAAAGCGGAUCCUUUUGCGGGACGAAUUGGGCUUCCGCUAUGCGUGGGUCUACUAUGCUGCCAUCGUUUUGGACGUCGUUGUUCGAUUCAAUUGGAUCUUUUAUGCCAUCUUCUCCAACGACAUCCAGCAUUCGGCUUUCCUCAGCUUCUUUGUCGCACUGUCAGAGGUAUUCCGCCGUGGAGUGUGGUCCGUUUUCCGUGUGGAGAACGAACAUUGCGCGAACGUGAUGAAGUUCCAUGCUUCGCGCGAGCCUACACUCCCGUACAAGUUCGAUCUUACCCGGAGGUCGAGGGAGGGCUCUCGUGCUGAUGAUGUUCAGCUUCAAGAACAGCACAUCCAAUCACCCGUUAUGCCCACCAUUGACGUCGAAACCGGAGUCGGAAGUCCAAGAACAUCAAGCGUGCGCGCCCGCUAUCCCUCGGGCCACCCCUCGGGAAGUCUCAGGCGUCUCAGCUUCAGGGCUGGAACCGCACACACACAAGACUUCGAGCGCCGGCAGCUUCCCUCGUAUCUUUCCACUGAUACCGUUGCCCAGCUUGGUCACAGUUCGGAAGAUGAUGAGACUGAUGACGACGCGGAUUACACCGACACCGAAGGGGCAGAGACACCCCUGGACGAGCGAGACGAAACCCGGUCACCGACGGGCAGUGAAAGAAUUCGCAAGGAAACAGAAAGUUGAAUGAAUGAGUGAUUUCUGGUAAAUUUGCAUGACUAGCCAUGAUUUCUUUUAUGAUGAAUGCAUAUACGGA